Messenger RNA from Dioscorea cayenensis subsp. rotundata (Guinea yam), 2589 nucleotides. Its product is annotated as putative B3 domain-containing protein Os03g0621600. NCBI's taxonomy places the organism in Eukaryota, Viridiplantae, Streptophyta, Magnoliopsida, Dioscoreales, Dioscoreaceae. Gene Ontology annotation, molecular function: DNA binding. The transcript has 11 exons. The record is from RefSeq and is a predicted model, not a curated record. The coding region runs from base 50 to 2236 and encodes 728 amino acids.
UGGAAGUGCAAACAGGGGAAGCUCAUCAUCCCAAAACUUUUUUCCUAAAAUGGUGGAUAAUUGUGAGAGCUGCAAGAAGUGGAGAGAACACUACUUUUGGGACCAUGCCAAGUGCAUCCACUUCUUCAAAACCAUGAAUGGUGACUUCUCCAAGCAAAUGAGCAUACCAGAGAAACUCACCAGUAAUUUCUGCAAAGUUGUGUCCCAAAACAUUGAGUUGAAAGAUCCAAUUGGGAAUUCAUGGAAUGUGAGAAUUGAAGAGAGGGAUGGGGCCUUGUGGUUUAGAAAUGGAUGGAAGGAGUUUGUGGAGGCUCAUUGUUUGGAAAUUGGUGAUGUUUUGAUGUUCAAAUAUAAUGGAAAAUCUUGUUUUGAUGUCCUGGUCAUGGAUGGUACUGGAUGUGAGAAAGUUUCAGCUUAUUUUAUUAAGAAAAACAACAAGAAAAGGAAUAUUGGAUGCGUUGAGAGAGAUGAUAACUCUGUUGAGAUUAUUAAUACUCCUUUUUGUAGUCCUACAGUGAUUGAAUGUGAUUCUUCAAGUAGCUCUGAAGGUGUUCAAUGUGAGCUUAAUCACAGAGCUAAUCAAUCAGAGAGGAAUUCCUCACAUAAGAUUGAUGAUGUAUUGUUGAACAAGAAGAGAAAGCCCGGGAGACCUUGUAUCAACUCAGAGGCUCAAGUUGAAUUGGCCAUGCCGAGAAAAUUCAAUCUUGGAAACAUCAUCGUAUCGAGAAAGAAACAUUGCACUGCUUUGGAAAAGAAGAGUUUGGUGCAGCUUGUUCGAUCUGUUAGGCCGAAAUAUCCAUUCUUCGUUUCCAUCAUGCAUUUGACUCAUGUCUCAAACAGAUGUUUCUUAACAAUCCCCAGUGGCUUUGUGCGGCGCCUUCCUAAUACAUCUCAGAUCAUUCUUCUGCAAACUCCGGGCGGGGAACGGAGCUGGGCGGUUAAUUAUCUUGUCCAGAAGAAUAUAACCGGAUUUACCGGCCAAUGGAAACGGUUCGUCAUCGAUAACAAGUUAAAGGAAGGUGAUAUUUGUUUGUUCGAGCUGAUUGGAAAGAAGAAAGAGAUCAGAAUGAAUGUUUAUUUCUGGCAGCCAAGUGAAUAUAGGAUUCCGCCGUGUUUUGCAAAGCAUUUGAAGGGGAGAGUGAGGUCCUUGCUCAGAAGCAGCAAUGGAGGUGGUGCCUGGCGUGUUAGGGUUGAUAAAUUGGAUGGAAGCUUGUUUUUUAGGGGUGGAUGGGAGUCAUUCGCGGAAGCACACUCGAUAACCGAUGGGGAUUUCGUUGUCUUCGUCUUUGAUGGUGAUCGUGGCUUCGAUGUCACGGUUUAUGGGAAGAAUGGCUGCGAAAAGGAGCUUCCUUCUCCGGUGAAGUCUGAGGAGGUCGUGGGUUGCUCGAUUCCUGAUUCGCGAGAAGUUGAUUCUGCAUUGGUUCAUGUGAGGUCUUCUAAAACCGUUGAUAAAGAAGGAAUUAUUGAAGCUGUAGGUGAUUUCAAGACUGUGCACCCGCAUUUCUUUGGUGUUUGCAGGAAGACACGCUUGAAUCACAUGACAGUGCCUAAACCAGUGGUCAGAGAGUGUGGCCUGUUUGAGAAGAGGUCUGUUAUUCUUAGGGAUUCUUUGGGUUGUUCAUGGGCUGUCAAAGUGAAGUCUCGGAAGGAUGGUCGUGUAGACUUUGCCACUGGGUGGUCCACUUUUCGUCGAGAAAAGGGCUUGGUGUAUGGAGAUGUGUGUCUUUUUGAGUUCGUUCAAGCAGGGAAGGUCAUAAAUGUUCACAUAUUUCGCACGAAAAAAGAAAUUGCAGAACCAAAAUCUGAGAAUCAUAUUGAACCACAGAAGAGACCUCUGGCUGAUAAUGGAGGACAGAGUGCUUUUAGAGCAGCAAAGUCUUUCAAAUCCAAGCAUUCACAUUUUAUUGUUUCUUGGAAACGUGCAUAUAAAUAUAAAGUGAGAAUCCCUAUGGUGCAUGUCAAAAUACACAGGCUAGAUAAGAAGCACAAAAUGAUUGUUUACGAUCCUCAUGGAAAGUCAUGGCCUGUGGAGCUCCAUGCUCGUCCAAAAAGGGGCACCGAUCUAUCCUCCGGUUGGCACAAUGUUUGCAAUGCCAACAACCUGCAAGAAGGUGAUGCCUGUAUCUUCGAGUUUAUUAGUGCAGAUGCAAUCCGUUUACACAUCUUCCGAUCCGGCAAAGUUAAAGAACAACAGAAUUCCGAUUCAAAGCCCUGCAUUACUGUACCAUUGCCAUAAUCUAUGGAUCAAGGAUGCAUUUCAUGAUUGCAUCACCCUGUAAUAUAUGUCUUAUUUCGGCAUUUCUGAUGAAGACCACCUCACAUAAUCCAUCCUGACUAUAAUGUUAUUCCCUACCCUUAGACUAUUAGGCUGAUUAGGAUGUAUUCUAGUAAUUUUGUAAUUAAUUAGAAUAUGUAGCAGAGUUGAUGAUUAUUAUCAACAUUGAUGUUGUGUAAUCCUUUUCAAUUUGGAUCUCCAAUCUCUUAUGGCUUUCUAACUUUUUUUCAGUGUUAAAUUCAUCGUUAGUCUGUGUAUUGUAACAAAUUGUUGAUUUAGUCUGUGUAUUGUAACAUAUUGUUGAUUUAGUGUUA